GAUUGAUUUCACCUGAUCAACAUGUCAAAGAAAAAGGCUCCAAAAAUGCCUCGAAAAAAAGACAGCGUCCCGGACAGAAAAACUCCCAAGACAAGUUCAGCUAAAGUUGUUGUUUCCAACGAAGAAGUUACUGUUGUCAGUGAAUUUGUCCGCGACUUUGUCCGACGUCAUGUGAUAACAAGUCGACGUCACCAGUCGGAUUUAUUUUGGCGUCCAGGAUCUAACAACAGUUAUAAUAUUAAUCUUUUACCUCAACCUACAGAAAUUAUUAAACGUAAAAAAUGGGAUAAGUUUGCCAGUGAUGAUGAUUGUCAUUGGACUACAGUGAAGCAUCCAGUUGUCAAAGGCGGGGUAGAGAAGAAGAAGCAGAGGAAAUCUCUACUGAAGUCGAUUAUGAACAUGCCGUCAACUGUAUCAUCUGAUUUGCCUUUAAAAUUGCAUAAUUUAUGGAAAGGUUAUUUUGGAAGUGUUGUCAACACGUCACAACUAACUGGAAUGAUGAAUAAUUCACAUGCGGGUGUUGUAAAUAAUUUGGAGACAAUUCUACGUCUUAAUCUUAUUGGAGCGAAACUUAAAGUUUUACGCUCGAAAUCGUGUCGGGCUGGUGUAGAAGGUAUUGUUGUCAUGGAGACAAAGAAUACAUUUUCAUUGGCUUCUUCAACAUCAUCAAAAGAAUUAUCUGCUUCUUCUUCUUCUUGUGCUGCUGCUCCUGCUACUGUACCUCUGAUUAUUGUUCCAAAGAUUGGUUCAUUAUUUCAUCUUAUAGUCUCUAAAAUCGGCCAAUGUCGAAAUGCUGAAAUUCUACUCAACGGAGAUUGUUUAGCUCAUCGUACAGUUGAUCGAGCUAUAAGAAAAUGGAGAUAUACGCCUACAACAGCUUAUGAAUAUAAUCAAAAUGCCCUGACAACAGAAGUUCUCUUUUCAGAUGUACUAAUUGAUGGCAAAAUAACUGGUUAACUUUUUUUGGAGAUUUUUCACUCAUGUAUUGUAUAUAUAUACAUUACAAUAGAAUUUGUAUUAUAAGCUAUUAUUGUAUUAUUAUUCUUCGCUUGGG
Messenger RNA from Trichobilharzia szidati, 1054 nucleotides. The record is from the annotation of a GenBank genome assembly. NCBI's taxonomy places the organism in Eukaryota, Metazoa, Platyhelminthes, Trematoda, Strigeidida, Schistosomatidae.